This is a messenger RNA of Closterium sp. NIES-67, 1615 nucleotides long. Lineage: Eukaryota; Viridiplantae; Streptophyta; Zygnematophyceae; Desmidiales; Closteriaceae. The record is from the annotation of a GenBank genome assembly.
GUUCCUGAUUAUCUGAGUAUGUUCGAUGGACUCGCUUCGCGCCUUGCUUCGGCCGCACAUUCUCUAUCCUCUCUUCCUCCUAUUCCUCAUCCUAACUCUCGUUCUCACCCGCGCUCCUCGUGCGCCUGACGGCCGCAAACUCCUCGACUUCAGCAGACGGCGCGCUUCAAUAAGCGCUUCGUCUUAUAUCGAGGAUGCCGCGUCAGGCGUCGUCCGCGCGACAGCCGGCGACAGCGUACUCGACGCGGUAGGCGAUGCGACGGGCGACGCGAACCCGCGCGUCGUCCACGUGGCGUUCGACCCGCUCUUGGCGGAGGUCGAGCAGCAGCGCGACGACCGCGCGUGGGAGCGGCGCUACGCGCGGCUGCACGGCGGGCGGAAGCCGUUCCGCGUGCACUCGGACGAUCCGCGGAAGCACCACCUGCACGGGGAAGGGGUGGGGGUGGGGGACGGGGAGGAGGAGGAGGAAGACGGGACGCUGGAGGGAAACGAGUUGGAGGAGUUUGAGGAGGACCGCGCGCGGUACAGAGACGUGGAGGACGACUGGGAGUGGGGGGAGCACGAAGGGUAUCACCAUGAGUUCACAGAAGACGACCUCAAGUACGACCACUUCAAUCUCUCCCACCGCCUCGCGCUGCUCUUCCCCCUCCUUGACGCCUCUCCCCCCGAUGGGCGCAUCAGCCAAUCAGAGCUCGCCACGUGGCUGCUGUCCGUGGAGCGGGCGGCAAGCCUGCACCGCACGCGGCGGGAGAUGGAGGCGGUGGACGGCGAUGCGGAUGGCAAGAUUACUCUGGAAGAGGCGCUAGAAGACGAACUUGCCGACCAGGCAGUGCAUGGUGGGGAGGGGGGCUGGCAACACGUGGGGGGGGAGGAGCAGCGGAGGGAGCUGGAGGAAAGAUUCCACCUCGCGGAUGGCGAUGGCGAUGGCAAGCUCAACUUGGCGGAGCUCAACAGCUACUUGCAUCCCGAGGACAGUGACGACCCGAGGCUGCGCAACCUGACACUACUGCAGGAGUUCAGGGAUCGGGACACCGACAACGACAGCCGCAUAUCGUUCUCAGAGUUCAAGCAGACGGUCUUCCACGAGCUGAUCGCACACGAGGACGACAGCCACGACCCUGUGGAGGCGCUUGUCCACAUGCACGCCGCCCAGGCAGACAAGGACAAAUGGAGCAACGACCACCGCCGGCCACACCGCACGGGCGGCGAGUUUCGGGAGGCUUUGGAGGAGAAGGAGAAGCGGGCGAGGGGGAGGUUCGAGGAGCUGGAUAAGGAUGGGGAUGGCUUCCUCUCCCCGGGCGAGUUUGAGCCGGUGCUGCGCGUGCUGUGGCCGAGCGAAAGGGACUUCGCCGAGAAGAAGGCUGCAGAGAUGAUUCGCCAGGCGGACAACAAUGGUGAUGGGUACCUCCAUCUAGAAGAGAUGCAAGCACACUCCCAUGUAUUUUACAACAGUAUUCAUGAACAUGAGGAGCAGCAAAGAAGACAAGUAGAGCACGAGGAGCUAUAGCUGCAAGCCAAUCGUGGUACACUCAGCAAAAAAGUAUGGCCCCAUAUGGCAUAAUGUACAUGAACGUUUGCUCAUGAUCAUAUUGUUCGUAAGGUGUGACUUUCUCGU